AUGGUCCGCAUCGCCAAGGCCCUGGGCCUGGGCAUCCUGUGCGCGGUCGUGCUCAUUCUGUCGCUCAUCAGCUACGUGUCUCUGAGGAGAGACAGCCUCUUCUCGUCCGUGGGAGGCCCGCGGAUCAUGUUCCACGCGGGUUUUCGGUCCCAGUCGGCCAUGAACUUCCUGGACCCCUCCUUUAUUCCUCUCACCACUGCCCUGAAUGAGGAGCUUCAAGGUAAACCGUACAAAUGGAAGUUUAACAGAACAGCCUUUUACCAGCAGAGGAAAGAUAUCUUCAGCUACAUCGACAUUCCCAACAACUUCUCGCUCACGAAGAACAGCGUGCGUGUUGGCCAGCUGAUGCACUUUGACUACUCCAGCCACAAAUACGUCUUCUCCAUCAGUAACAACUUCAAGUCGCUCCUCCCGGAAAUCUCUCCCAUCCUCAACAAGCACUACAGUGUGUGCGCCGUGGUGGGAAACAGCGGCAUCCUGACCGGCAGCCACUGCGGCCCCGAGAUCGAUCAGGCCGACUUCGUCUUCCGCUGCAACUUCGCCCCCACGGACGUCUACUCCAAGGACGUGGGCAGGAAGACCAACAUGACCACGUUCAACCCCAGCAUCCUGGAGAGGUACUACAACAACCUGCUGACCAUCCAAGACAGGAACAACUUCUUCCUCCACCUGAAGAAGCUGGAAGGCGCCAUCCUCUGGAUCCCGGCCUUCUUCCUUCACACUUCUGCCACGGUCACCCGAACUCUGGUGGAUUUCUUUGUCGAGCAUAAAGGUCAGCUGAAGGUCGAGCUGGCCUGGCCUGGAAACAUCAUGCACAACGUCAACAAAUACUGGAAGACUAAGAACCUGUCUCCCAAACGCCUCAGCACCGGUAUCCUCAUGUACACGCUGGCUUUCUCCAUGUGCGACGAGAUCCACCUUUACGGCUUCUGGCCCUUUGGCUGGGACCCCAACACGGGCAAAGACCUGCCAUACCACUACUACGACAAGAAAGGGACCAAGUUCACCACCAAGUGGCAGGAGACUCACCAGCUGCCCAGCGAGUUCAAACUGCUCUACAAGCUGCACAGGGAGGGCGUCACCAAACUGGGUCUGUCCCACUGUACAUAG
Oryzias latipes (Japanese medaka) is the source of this 1110-nucleotide messenger RNA. RefSeq names its product alpha 2,8 sialyltransferase (gene siat8c2). Gene Ontology annotation, biological process: N-glycan processing; oligosaccharide metabolic process. The record is from RefSeq and is marked provisional. NCBI's taxonomy places the organism in Eukaryota, Metazoa, Chordata, Actinopteri, Beloniformes, Adrianichthyidae. Gene Ontology annotation, molecular function: alpha-N-acetylneuraminate alpha-2,8-sialyltransferase activity.